AAAAUAAUGGUCUUGAUGUUUUAAAAGGCCUUGCGGAUUUAGUUGAUCCCACAAUCGGAACUGAAAAUGGUGGUCAUGUUUUUAAUGGUCCCUGUCAUCCUUACGGACUUGUCAAAGUAGGAUUCGACACAAAUUAUAAGGAUGAUUUCCAUGCUGG
Molecule: messenger RNA, 157 nt
Organism: Racocetra persica
Lineage: Eukaryota; Fungi; Glomeromycota; Glomeromycetes; Diversisporales; Gigasporaceae
Source: the annotation of a GenBank genome assembly